Melozone crissalis (California towhee) is the source of this 870-nucleotide messenger RNA. Its product is annotated as poly(U)-specific endoribonuclease-like. The transcript has 7 exons. Gene Ontology annotation, molecular function: RNA endonuclease activity. Bases 1 to 870 code for a protein of 289 amino acids. The record is from RefSeq and is a predicted model, not a curated record. Lineage: Eukaryota; Metazoa; Chordata; Aves; Passeriformes; Passerellidae.
AUGGCAAGUGGGAAGACCUUAAAUAAUGAACUUUCUAAGCUUUUCAGUGAGAUGUGGGAUGCAGAUGUUCACCGCCUUAGGCCUGGGAGAGACUACACAAUUGACAUGCAGGGAAAAGCAGGUCCAGCACAGCAAGGGGACAGGGCUGUGCAGGACAACGCAGCCAGACAUCUGUUUCACCAUGUAAAUGAAGAACGCCUGAGGAGCAUAAAAACUUUUGCAACCUUUAUUUCCUUAUUGGACAACUAUGAGACAUCAACCGGUGUAGCAGAAGUAGUGACUCCAGAAGAAAUAGUUGAAAACAACUGUUUCCUUGAUGCUAUCUUAGCAACACAAGUCAUGAGACUAGCUCAUGACUAUCUGCUGAAAAAAAACCUAGCAAGGCCAAACCUUGCAGAUUUCAAACAUCAGCUUUAUGACAUCUGGUUCCAGCUCUAUGCCAGGAAAGAAGGAGACAGACCUGAUUCUUGUGGUUUUGAACAUGUUUUUGUUGGAGAAACAAGGCAUGGUAAAGAGAUCUUAGGUUUGCACAACUGGGUGCAAUUUUACCUUCAGGAAAAGCGCAACCAGAUUGAUUACAAGGGAUACGUAGCUCGGAAGAACAAAACCAGGCCUGAUAAAGAUGACCAAGUUUUGAGCAUCCAGUUCAGCUGGAAGGGCUCAGUCAAGCCAGUCGGAAGCACCUUUAUCGGUGUCAGCCCGGAGUUUGAAUUCGCCCUUUACACAGUCAUUUUCCUGCUGUCUGAAGAAAGAGUCACACGUGAAACAGUGAAGAUAGAUGAGUACGAGCUACAGAUGGUUGUCUGGCGCCAUGGGCACCACAUUGGAACAGCAUAUCCAGUACUGCUCAGCACCACUAGUGAAGAUUAG